AACGCAAAAUUAGCGAAUUCUGAGGCUGCUUGUCUUCACAAUGCUAUACAAAAUAAGGCUUUUAGUGAUGAAGAAGUUAUCAGAAUCAUAACCACAAGGAGCAAACUCCAAAUCCAAGCAACUCUCAACAAGUAUAAAGAUGAUUAUUCCUCAUCAAUCACUAAGAACUUGAAGGUUGAGCCCUCUAGUGAUUAUGUAGUGGCUUUGCACACAACUAUUCGUUGCAUAACCGACCAUCAGAAGUAUUAUGAGAAGGUGAUUCGUGAGGCUCUAAGAAUGGCGGGGACGGACGAAGAUUCGGUGACACGAGUGAUCGUGUCGCGAGCGGAGAAGGACUUGGAAGGGAUAAAGGAGGUUUACCUAAAGAGGAACAGCCACAGCCUUGAACAGGCAAUCACCAAGGAAACUUCUGGACAUUACAAGGCCUUUCUCCUCACUUUGCUCGGCAAACAAGAUUGAUCAUUUUUGAAUUUUCUGUUUCUUCUCUCUUUGUUGUUUUUGGCCUCAAACGACUCUCAAACUCUUAUGCGUGUUUAAUUAUGUAUUGGGUUGUACGUUGAAUGACUUGCUGUUGUGUUUGUUA
Molecule: messenger RNA, 583 nt
Organism: Salvia hispanica
Lineage: Eukaryota; Viridiplantae; Streptophyta; Magnoliopsida; Lamiales; Lamiaceae
Source: RefSeq, a predicted model, not a curated record